This is a messenger RNA of Orbilia oligospora ATCC 24927, 1740 nucleotides long. RefSeq lists its product as uncharacterized. The record is from RefSeq and is a predicted model, not a curated record. Bases 1 to 1740 code for a protein of 579 amino acids. NCBI's taxonomy places the organism in Eukaryota, Fungi, Ascomycota, Orbiliomycetes, Orbiliales, Orbiliaceae. The transcript is spliced from 2 exons.
AUGCGCCUUCUUCUCAUUUAUGAGGACCCAAUAUACGGCGCACGAUCUCGCAACCUAGAUGGCGAGAAAUGGCCACCGCCACCGCCAACCGCCAACCCGUCGGUUACGAUAAGAAAAUUUGAAGCAUUCGCCGCUUUCCGCCAAAGAAACAUAUUCUGCCAUGUCCAGAAUCUCGAAAUACUCUCAUACACCCCGGAUGCCAUCCUUAAUGCUGCCGGAAAUGUGAUAAUUGAGCAUAGGAUGGGGGUUUUCGUGUCAAGAUGGAUGUUUGAGGGCAGCUAUAACAAGCAAUUUUACACGGAUACUUCAAUCAACGAAUUGGUGAAUGCUAUGAAUAGUAUGACAGGGUUGACUUCAUUGUACAUGCACACCGACUUCUUAAAUUAUCUCGAACCUGGACAGCUGUCGCUGGAUUUUCUUUCCGACAGGGUAAAGAGCUUCAAAAUCGUCUCUGAGUCUCAUGACAGCAUUUUUCCGUCCUCAAGGUUUUACUCGAACCUAGUUACCUUGGAGGCGCAUCCUGUUCUACUUUUGAACGCUAAGCAGAACGGUUUGGUCAAUCUACCCAACCUCAAAAACCUAGUUGUUUACGGCGGACGGGCAAAAGAGUCUCUUCAGACGACCCUUAAGAGUAUUACAUGUACCGUGCCACCUCUAGAACCCCCACUUUUUGAUCUCAAUGGGUUUUUGGCGGCACAAGAAUCCCCUUUCGCUCUGACAUCUUUAUCCCUCAAAACCCUGGAGCAAGACCUUUCACGGGGCGUGAUUGCAUAUCCAGAAAAUAUCAAUUCUAUCCUCUGUACUCCUUAUCUAUCGAACUUACGGAGGCUGCAUAUCGAUUUUUUCCGUUCAGAUGCCAACGCCAUUGACUCGGAUCGCAUUUGGAAUGUCUUUAGGGUCAAUAAUAUUCACCUCGAAGAUCUACGACUUAAACAUGUUUCCACGCAGUUGAUAUUGUACCUCGGGUCGUAUCGAGAUACAUUAAAGUCAUUGCAGGUCGGGUUGCGAGCGCGUCAUCUACUCAACCGUAUGUUGACGCCCACGGACUAUUGGAAUACUCGGCAGGAACUUGGAACAAUGUUUUGGAGAGAUGUGAUCCCUGCACAUUCUAGCACUCUACGUACCUUACGGACAAAACCGAUAUAUAAUGCUCUUCAUCAUGUAUUAAGACAAACGAUGCGGAAGGGGCAGAAUAAGGGGCAUUAUUCGGCAGACGUAUGGUCCCUAGCAAACAAUCCGGUGGCUCGGAAAGCUAUUGAAAGGUGUGAGCAGUUGGAAGAUCUUGCGGUCUUCUCUAUCGACAAUGGGGAUCAGCCAUUCGAGCAAGUCAUUGGGCUCAUGCUUCAGCAUUCCAAACUCCAUAGAUUCACAUUCUAUAACGACUACUGUACCGAAUGGGCGUAUGCGAUCGGGUGGGGAUCCGACGAAUUCCACUCGGGGGCACAGAAGCUCCUACAAGACGCUUUAAAGUGGAGCGGAAGUGAAGAAAUUGAAAUUAAUAAUGGAUUUCGAAGAAAGAACCCACUAGAGAUUGAGCUUUAUCCAGCUGGUAAGCUAAAAACAUACUUCGACUGGAAUCGUAUGGCAUGGAUGCUGGUACAAGUUUGGUUUGAUCGCAAAGAACCAAAAGAGGGAGAAAUAGAAUUGGAUCUGGAUGAGGGAGAGGCCGAUAGGGCAGAAAAACUGUUUUCGGCCCCAUCAGCUGGUUGGGUAUGUAGGGAUCCUAUGGUAAAUAGAUAA